This is a messenger RNA of Zeugodacus cucurbitae (melon fly), 927 nucleotides long. RefSeq names its product peritrophin-55. Gene Ontology annotation, cellular component: extracellular region. The transcript is spliced from 2 exons. The coding region runs from base 151 to 810 and encodes 219 amino acids. The record is from RefSeq and is a predicted model, not a curated record. Lineage: Eukaryota; Metazoa; Arthropoda; Insecta; Diptera; Tephritidae. Gene Ontology annotation, molecular function: chitin binding.
CAAGCUUUGGCAUUAACAAGACUUAACAAGCUGAUUAAAAUUGCUUGCCAAACGACUGAUUGCUAUACGGCAUGAAUUCGCAUAUAAACGGAUUGAACGGGUGAUUGAAGUCAGUGUUCCCAGCAAAGCGUACAGUACAACGACGACAACAUGAAGACAACAUUUGGAGUUCUUUGCGCCAUAUUAGCGGUACAUUACGUUGCGGCACAAUGCAAUCUGAGGACCUAUACUACACAACUGAAGCCGGCUUGUGAUCUAAAUGAUAUUUAUAUUAAAUGGCCUAAUUAUGCCAAUCUCAGCACAUACUAUACCUGUUUUGGCGUGGGAAAUCCAGUGUUGACACCAUGUCCAAGCGGGGAAUAUUUUACCUAUGUAUAUCAACAAUGCAACUAUUGUAACCAAUAUAUUCCGGCACCUCCAUGUGAAAAUCUGAAAACACAAAACCCACCCAAUUGUGUACCUAUUGGCAGUGGUGGUAGUAAUGGCAGUGCAACAACAGCAUCAUCUUUACCAACACCAUACUAUCCGACUACAGUUGUUACGAAGCCACCAGCAACUAAAAGACCACCUGUAACUAAAGCACCACCUGCAACUAAAGCACCUGUAACUAGACCACCUAAAAAUCCUCCAACUGGGCAACCUCCAUCGGUAGGGCCCACACCACCAUCUGGAGUUCCGACACCUCCAGGUCCCCCGGGAACUCCAAUCCCUGGACCACCGUCACCAGUAACUAAUGUCCCAGGUGUACCUCAACCUCCAACACCAGAACCAACUCCACCAUCAAUUAAUAUUACUCCUCCGAUCGCUUAGGCACUUCAAUUCAAUUAAAAAAAUAUUUCCCUCUUAAUACCUGCAAAGAAUCUUCUUUAUGUAUUUCAGAACGAAAGUAAUAAAUACUGUGCUGGUCUGAAAAAUUGCUCAAUUAAA